CACCCUUCUCCAAACCCAAGACACACAAAUUAACAAUGGCAGCCAUUCAUAACAAUCAAACAACAACUCCUACAAACUUAUGCUUUCUCUCUUCUUACUUCCACACACUUUCCAAAACCCCAGAAAGGCUAAGAAAGAGGGUUCUAGCCACAUGGACACCAGACCAGGAGAUAAACCAAAUGAGACUAAGGUCUGGUGCUGACAUGAAGAGAAAACUCACAUGGUAUGACCUUAUUGCCCUUGGUAUUGGUGGUAUGCUUGGCGUUGGCGUUUUCGUGACAACCGGACCUGUUGCUAAAGAUAAAGCCGGGCCUGCGGUUCUUGUGUCAUAUAUCAUUGCUGGAAUAUCAGCUCUUUUCUCUUCUUUGUGUUACACUGAAUUCUCCAUCCAAAUUCCAGUUGCUGGCGGUGCUUUUAGUUAUCUAAGAGUCACUUUUGGAGAAUUUGUGGGCUAUUUUGCUGGGGCAAAUAUAUUAAUGGAGUAUGUGUUGUCGAAUGCCGCGGUUGCAAGAAGUUUCACAGAAUAUUUGUGUACUGCUUUUGGGCAGGAAGACCCAAACGCAUGGCGAGUCGAAGUAGAUGGCUUGUUGAAAGGUUACAACAUGAUGGAUUUUCCAGCUGUUGCUCUCAUUGUUCUUCUAACUCUUUGCCUAUGUCGGAGCACCAAGGAGAGCUCCAUGCUAAACAUUAUAAUGACAAUAUUUCAUGUAGUAUUCUUUGGAUUCAUUAUAGUCUCUGGUAUAUGCUAUGGGAAGACAGAAAACUUAAUCCAGCCAGAAGGGUUAGCUCCUAAUGGUGUCAAAGGGGUCAUCGAUGGAGCGGCCAUCGUUUAUUUUAGCUACAUAGGCUAUGAUUCAGUCUCUACAAUGGCUGAAGAGAUCAGAAACCCAUCAAAGAGCCUUCCACUGGGCAUAGUUGGUUCAGUUCUUAUUGUUUCGGUGGUCUAUUGUCUUAUGGCUUUGUCUUUGUGCAUGAUGGUUCCCUAUAACAAGAUAUCGAGUAGUGCAUCUUUUUCGGUUGCUUUCCAAAACAUUGGAUGGAAAUGGGCUAGCAACAUUGUCGGAGCAGGCGCUAGUUUGGGAAUUGUGGCAUCUCUUUUGGUAGCAAUGCUUGGCCAAGCUAGGUAUUUGUGUGUCAUUGGUAGAGCCCGACUAGUGCCAUCUUGGUUCGCUAAGGUACACCCUAAAACGGGUACCCCUGUUAAUGCAACAAUCUUUUUAGGAUUCUGUCAAGCUUCCAUAGCAUUGUUCACAGAGCUUAGCAUUGUCUUAGAGAUGAUCUCAAUUGGUACCCUCUUGGUGUUCUACCUUGUGGCCAAUGCGCUAAUCUACCACCGCUAUACCAUCAAGACCAACAACCCACCAAUUUAUACAAUUGGUUUCCUCUUGAUCCUCUCAAGUGCCUCCAUUGGUUUCUCCAUAUCUUGGAACUUCACCCAUCUACAAAAAUGGGGAUUGCCAGUAUUUGGCGGUGUUGUGAUCGCCACCACUGCAAUUUUCCAGCAUUUGAUGCCAUUUAGUGGUAGCCUUGACAGGCCAGAUCAUGAGUGGCAAGUGCCAUUCAUGCCAUGGCCCGCUGCGCUUUCCAUAUUUUUGAAUGUAUUUCUAAUGGCCACUUUGAGAAAGUUGUCAUAUGAGAGAUUUGGUGUGUGGACGUGUUUAAUAACUUUGGUGUAUAUGUUGUACGGAGUUCAUUCGGCAUAUCAAGGUGAAGAAAUGGAAACGGUGGGUGAUGAUAUGAGAGCACAUUGUCCGAAUUCCAACGGGGAACAACCUAAGGUUGAUAUUCAAGUGCUUUAAUGAAAGAAUGAGGUUUUUUGCACUUGUUACUUUUUUUGUUAUUUUCAUAUUAGUUAGAUUUUAUUUCUUGAAUUAACUGAAGGAACAUGAAUUGUGAAAAUAGUUUCUAGAGGCAAUUGUGUAGCGUUAAGGAGCCAAGUCUCAGUCUCUACUGUAGGUUUUAUAGUUGGAAAUUUUAUGCAUAUCUCUCUAAACUGUGUUGGAUAAAAGUACUUUGAAAAUAA
Messenger RNA from Helianthus annuus (common sunflower), 2023 nucleotides. Its product is annotated as cationic amino acid transporter 6, chloroplastic. The record is from RefSeq and is a predicted model, not a curated record. Bases 36 to 1799 code for a protein of 587 amino acids. NCBI's taxonomy places the organism in Eukaryota, Viridiplantae, Streptophyta, Magnoliopsida, Asterales, Asteraceae. Gene Ontology annotation, cellular component: plasma membrane. Gene Ontology annotation, molecular function: amino acid transmembrane transporter activity. Gene Ontology annotation, biological process: transmembrane transport; amino acid transport. The transcript has 5 exons.